AUGGGGAAUGAACUAAGCACUUUAACUGAAGAAGAAAAACGCAUUCUACGUCAUCCACAAUCGGGUCAAGCAAGUCAAUUUUAUUGGGCUUGUCGAAAUGGCGAUGUGCGACGUGUUCGUGAAUUGGUUGAAACGAUUCCUUAUGAAGAUUUGAAUUGUCUGGAACCUAAUGGUAGUACAGCAUUACAUGCCGCUGCUCAUGGUGGACAUGUCGAAAUCGUUCGUAUUCUUUUGAAUGAACAAGGCUGUCGACGAGAUCGUCCGAAUUGUCACGGUCUCACUGCAUAUGAAGAAGCACAAACGGAAGAAAUUCGUCAAUUAUUCCAUAGACCCAGUGGAACAAAUCGCUUUUGUGAUGACAAAGAACAAGAGUCACUUGAUCUGUUUCAAGUCGCAAAGUCAGAAGAUCCUAUUCCAGAUGAAGAUUUUGACAAGGACGGUUAUUUAAAAGGACAUGGAACAUCGGAAGAUCUAAACAAAGUGCGAAAAGAUCAAGGUACUGGAAAAAUGCUCACACAGUCGACUGUUGGUCGCGUACUUCAUAUAAACACAGGACCUUUGUUCAUGUAUAGAAAGUACCUUGAAAAACAACUACGCGAUCUUAUUCCUGCUGAUCAUGAAGAAAAGGCAAAGUCAGAAAUGUUAGUCCAGAGAGCAUUCGAAGAAGAAAAUCCCUUGUUUUUACUUCGAUUAUAUACUUUGGAAACGCCAUUCUAUCGUGGAAUAGGUUCUGCUACUAUGCCACUUUUAGGGUCGAUCGAAGGAUUAUUGUACAAAGUGAAAUCACGAUACUUUCAAGGUACAUCUUAUCGUGGUCUGAAAAUGACCACAGAAAAUCUUCGUCCUUAUCAGUGGUCAUUGAAGAAAAACGCAGCGAUCGAAACAAAAACAUUCUGUUCGACUUCAUUAGAGCGAAAAGUGGCACAAUCAUUUGCUGAAGCGUCAACAUCUGGUGAUGAUAAACGAAAAACCUUGAUGAUAUUUCAUUUUGCAAAACGAACUGAACAAGCGAUCAAUUUAGGGAAAAUAUCCGACAAGGAACCAUGUAUUUCUGAAUAUGAAGAUGAAGCAGAAGUUUUAGUUUUUCCAGAAACAUUAUUUUUCGUCAAACAAAUUGACAUGGAUUCAAGUUUUACACUUAUCUAUUUAGAACAUCUCUUCGUUCGACCUAGUUCAUUCAUAAGUGGAGCGAAAGGAUUGUAUGACAUUAUGAAAGAGAAAAGAAAAUAA
Adineta ricciae is the source of this 1230-nucleotide messenger RNA. The record is from the annotation of a GenBank genome assembly. Lineage: Eukaryota; Metazoa; Rotifera; Eurotatoria; Adinetida; Adinetidae.